Molecule: messenger RNA, 2325 nt
Organism: Dimorphilus gyrociliatus
Lineage: Eukaryota; Metazoa; Annelida; Polychaeta; Dinophilidae
Source: the annotation of a GenBank genome assembly
AAUAGCGAAAUGUUUGAAAAAGUAUAGAGAGUUAUUGAUUAAAAAUUCCUCUAAGCGAGUAUAUACAGUAUAUAUAUAUGUCUUGUCCUAAUUAAAAUAACGAACAAACGACUUGGAUUGUUUAUUAUUUUAAAUGUAAAAGAAAAAUAACGAGACACCAUAAAAUAAAUAUAAAAAUGACAUAUACGUCUUACUUUCUUACCGUUUUGUGACCUAGCCUAUGGCCUGAAGAAGUUGACCAAUCGGCGUUUUGCUCCGAGCGUUGUAUUAAGCCUAAUAGCUUAUCCUGUUUACCGAAAAAAAAAUUAAAUUCUUCUCGGCCAUCUCCUCUACAAAGAUCUCUUUACGGAACUUGGCCAGAGCAAGGAAAGAUAUGCCGAAUAAAACAGUGAAAAGUUUUAUGGAAAAUAGUAUGACCGAAAUGGAAUAUGUCCUGAUGGAGAGCAGAGCGAUGUUAGAUAAGGUUUAUUGCCAAAUUAGAAAUGGUGAAGAGAUUGAUCAUGAUACAUUGACAAAAAUUGAACGCAAUACGGAUCUUAUUGAUUAUAAUCUAAGAAUUUUUGGACUAGUCUACAUGAAGAAAACUGGAAAGAAGAAUAAAAUAAAAUAAGCAAAAAGCCCUUAUCUUAAAGAAAAAGGAUUAAUCAAUCUUUAUAUAUAAAUAUAUACGUAUUUAUGAAAAUCAUUGAAUGUAUGAUAAAGAUUUUAAUAUAAUAUGAUACGAAAAUAAUAUUUAAUUCAUAUAUUUAUAAUAAUUUAUGUUCUCUUUAAUAAAUCGCUGUUAGCGCAGCCAAUUAAUUUACAUACUUAAUUAUGUAUUUCAAUAGACGACAAUACAAAUCGAAAGGUGGCGUAUAACUCACUCUUAUUAUGAAUAUCGUUGUUUAUCUAAUUUACGUGGCGACAAAAAGACAUCUUGUACGAUAUAGACAUAUUUCUUUUCAAAUAAAUAUUACUUCGAAAACUAGACUUAUAAUCGAAUUCUCGUUCAAAAAGAAAAUAAGCCUAUCCAAAAUAUAAUCCUUUCAUUUUCUACAAUCCAAGAAUUCUUAAUGGAGAGUAUGGCUGUUUUUAAACUAAAAGAGACGUCAAUAUCAAUAAGAGCGAUAUCAUGUUUAGUUAAGGAGGCAAACAUCUUAAUGAAGAGAGAAAAAGAAGUUUUGGAGGAAUUGAUUGAGAAUUUUGAAAGGAGAAUAAAUGGCUUACCAUGCACAAAAAUUUUGAAUAAAUCAGGAGGAGAAGCGGAAAAUUUCAAUACUCUUGAAUCGCUAAGAGUUCAUUGUAAAUUCAUUAUAGAAUCUGUUCAUUCAAUUCAUCAAAAUUCAAAGGCUCUGAGUUGGACGGUUGAACAACUUGGCGAACGAGUUUAUGUAUUACAUGAACUUUUAAUAGAUGAGGAGAAAACGUCCAAAUUUCUUACCAGAAUGGCUAAAUCUCUACAUCAAACGGCCAAUCUAGUAAAAGAGAAGGUAGCGUCCCGAGAAGAGAAACGUCUCUCACUAAAGGAAAUGAUGGAAGCUAUUAAAGAUUUGAUAGAAAUGUUGAAAUUCUUAAUUGAAUCAUUUCAAAUUUCUACACAACCAAUUAAAGAUUUAACUAAAUUGGCGGAACAAGCUCACCGAUCAUUAAGAGAUCAGUCAAUCUCUAUAGAUAUUUCUAGACUAAUAGAGGGGCUCGAUAAAUCUCAAAGGAAGAUAUCAAAAUCUUUGGAGGGAAUACAUCAAGCUAUUUUAAAUGUGACAAAAUCUUUAAAGGUUAUCACAGAGCCCGUUCGAAAUGUAACUGAUAUGGAAAAGUGUAAAAAUCACCUUGAAGGUUAUAUGAUUCAUUUACUAGAAGAUAUCAUGAUGUCAGUCAAAGAGUUGCAAAACAACUUAAAAGAUGGAGUUAAAUGGACCAAAGAGAUGAUUGACAGCUUCGAGAAUGCAAAUUCAUAUUUGAAAAUGAUAGAAAAGCCUUAAACGAAAAGUCAUUUAAAAGAGUAAAUGCUAUUUUACAGCUAUGUUAUAAUAGAAACAUUACAUUUCUGUCUGCUUCUUAUCAAUCUUAUCGUUUUAGUAAAGAGUUAUUUUCAUAGUAUAACCUUAUUAACGUGAUUAUAUCAGUGUUAACACACGUACGAACGCAAAAUGUCUCAUUAUAUAAACAAUAUAUAAUAUUUGUCUCUUUCCGUAAAUGCAUCAUAAUAUAUAUAGUAAUGACGUAAGUUUAUCGUCAUUGUCGUCAUCGUCAUCGUCGCCGUCGUUGUUGUUGUUAUUGUUUGCUUUGUUGUUUGUCUGUUUGUCUGGGUUUUUUCUUUCAAAUAAAUAAGAAUAUACAGUAAAA